Linepithema humile (Argentine ant) is the source of this 4159-nucleotide messenger RNA. It is a transcript of the gene f, whose product is annotated as forked. The record is from RefSeq and is a predicted model, not a curated record. Gene Ontology annotation, molecular function: actin filament binding. Gene Ontology annotation, biological process: actin filament bundle assembly. Lineage: Eukaryota; Metazoa; Arthropoda; Insecta; Hymenoptera; Formicidae. Gene Ontology annotation, cellular component: cytoplasm.
GUAUCCCUACUUCGAUUGUCGGACGAGAGCAGGUGGGCUCUCGACGAUCUGCUCGAGAACGGCGAGAGAGUCCCGGUCCGCCGCUUCCUGCGUUCGCACCGGAGGCAUCGGCAUCCGACAGAGAGGCAUCGUGCGAGUUCGUUGGCCGACCGUCACCCGCGCGCGCCCGUUUUCCCGAUCAUUCGCGUGUGCUCGCCUGGUUGUUCUUCGAAGACGAAUUCUGAAAAUCGAAUCGGAAGAAACGCAUCUGGAGCUGAAUAGUGCGGGCGCGGUUUAACUCGCCUCGCCUCGCUAAGCGCAAGAGAACUCGCGCGAGCACCAGGUUCCAGUCGCGAAAUCGACCUGCGUCAUCCAGCCAGCCGGCAGGUGCUAACUCGCGCGUGACUCCGGUGUUAGCUGCGAGUCAUAGUCGCGCACCCGCUCGCACUGACCGGACGUGCUCGCCGAGCUGGCAAAAGUCAGCGAGAAACAGCAACGAGUGGCUGUUAAAACUUUGAGGAUUUUGAGAAAUUUCUUCUGCGAAACAAUCUUUUAAUCUGGAUCCGCGAUACUGGAAAAUCCUGAAAAUUCGUCCGAGGCAGAAAAAAGAUUGCAAGUUAUAGAAGAAUUUAUUCUUGGUGAAUAGGAAGCUGUCCUGGGAAAUUUUCUUAAGCGUGAAAAGAAUUCAAAGUGACCGUGAAUAGCAGAUCUUUAUUUUGGUAUUUCAAGAAAUCGCUUUUGGGAUCUAACAUUUUGGAAAAACAAUUAUUUUUGGAUCCAUUCUGAAUAUAUUUCCAGAAUAACAGAACAAAAGUGUACACACAUUAAAAAAGUUCUUAGAAGACAUAUUGAAAAAUACAUUGGACCAAGUAUCUUUUCUGAAAAUUUGAAAAAUCUGGAAUGAUUAUAGCAACUUGAGAACCACAGAAAUUUUUGCGGGAUUACAAUUUUAAUAUCAUUUGAAGAAUCAAAGAGUCCCGCGAAUACUGGAGCGCAAGAAGAAUCAGCAGCUCGAAGGACCGACCGCAGAGCGGAAGUACCGUUGUCUCUGGUCGUUUGGAAACUCGCGGAUGAACGGCCUUGACGAGUCUCGGCCCGAACUAGGACAGCGGAGCGUGCGUUUCAAUAGAUGGACCGAGGGAUCGGAAGUCUUCUUCCUUUCCUAAAGCAGACAUCCUUGAACAACAAAAGGGCGAUUUGAGGCUUUUGGUUUCCGACAUUACACACCAGCGGUGAAAUCCGGUUUUGCAUGGGUGUAUACCAGGAGACCGGCAAGCUUCCUCCUCCUAAUGUCACCCCGAAUAUGGCCAGGGAUCGCUCCGGGUCGGAUUAUUCGGGCCACAUGAGCGACACCACCUCGUGCAGUUGCGUCGCAAGUUCCAUCGACAAGUGCUCGUUACGCGGCUGCAGCAUGUUCCAAGAGCCGUUUUUCCUACAUCCGCCGGGCUCCCGACCGCGGGACGGGAUUUAUAUAAACCCCAUGAGCGCAUACAUCGGUGAGCCGCCGAAGCCGAAAGACUCGACCGAGUCCUUCUACCUGCACAGCCCGCACGAUCUCGUUUACACCAGGAUCACACGGCUGUUCGGCGACGCCGAGAAGCCGCGGAACGGCGUCGCGGCGGAGCAGCGUCAUGUGGCAGAGAGGAAAGACGAGACUCUGACUGUGAAAGUGGACGUGCACAUCAACAACAACGGAUUCGGCCGAACGCAUCCCGGCAACGGACACGCGGCCCGCUCCGAGAUCGCAAGGGAACCUGCAGAGCACGCUUACGAGCAGAUCUGCGUGAGGCAAGAGGAAACGGGCAGCGUGGGCUCGUCGUCGCGUAAAAAGCCGACGGACAAUGUCUCCGACAGCAGUCGUUCCCGAAAAACCGAUAGGCGAUACAGCCGAUCCAGCAGCGCCAGCGAGUCCUCAAACAUGAGCAGCGAAAUCCACGGUCUAUCCUCGACAACGUCCACGCCGUCCUUGUCGCGACACAGCAGCAACGAGCGAAUUAGCAGGCCGACGGCCAGGACAAACGCGGAAGCAUCGCAUGAGAGGAAGGACUCCUCCAGCACGCAGGUGGAAAGUGAAAAGGAAAUCCGUACAAGCGGCAACGGCGGACCUAGUCUCUCAAAACCGCCGCCGCCGCCGCCGCCGCCGUUACCGCCCGACAAAGACGACGACGUGGUGGUCGUCGUAGUGAACGCCAAGCCGAACGCAGAUGCUGCCGCCGACAAGAAAGACGCGCGAGGAAACGGCCAGGAUGGAAGAAGCGAAUCCUCCGCGACCAACAAGUCCGACGUAUCAUCCUCCGGCGAGCAUCAGCAGCAGCCGGAAGUGCAGCCUCCCGCCAGUAUACCGGUGGACGCGGACGAAAUUAAAGCGAGCCAGGCGUCCCACCUGGUAAACAGGCACAUGGUGCUGCCGUUCAUACCGCCCAAGUUCGCUAACGCGGACUCCAACACCCUGCUCAAGCCGUCGGAGUACCUGAAGAGUAUAUGCAAGGUGUCGUCGAAAAACAGUCUGUCGAAAGCGAGGUCAGUGGACAACUUGGACAUUCAGGGUCGGAAUUCGGAGCAGGGCGAAGAGGAGGAGGCGGACGAGGAGGGGGCGCGGAGGAGCAGCGACGAGGCCAAGGGGUCUCCUACGGGCCCCCCGCCGCCGCCGUUGUCUCCCUUGCAGCAGCGAGCACGAGGAGGAAAUCAGGCCUCGGGCAUCGCCGGCGCCGGCAACGAGUCCGAAAGCUCCAAGACCCCGCAACCUUUGGCUACGAUUAGCAUUCAGGACCUCACGAGUAUCCAGCUGCGACGGACCGGCGCGAAGAUGAAUGCCACCAAGACGUUCUCCGCUCCGCCUCCUCGCAGCGUAUCCAUGACUAACGUCUCGGAGCCGUUCUUCGUGCAAAAGACGGAUCUGAUCGCCGAAUUGAAGCGCACUAAGGAUAUUCCCGGCAUCAAGAAACUGAAAGUGGAAAGGGCGCAGGUCGAGAAAACUCAGGAGCAGAACCUCAUGUCGGAGAUCAACAAAGCAUUCAGCGUUACGAAAUUUGUUGAUCAAAUUCCGGAGAAAGAUAGUUCGGGGAACGUGAUACCAAUCUGGAAGCGGCAAAUGCUAGCACGAAAAGCCGCAGAACGUGCGAAGAAGGAACUCGAGGAGCAAAUAGCGCGAGAAAAUGAGGAGAGGCGGCAGAAAGCGAUUCCGCCAUGGAAGCGGCAGCUUCUCGCCAAAAAAGAUAAUGAGGAAAAGAGACUGAACCAUACACAGGCGUCCGUGGCUACGAAUUUGUCUUCGUCAAAAUUCGAAACAACAACGGUGAAGCCAAAGAGGGACGCUUCGCCGGUGGCGGUAUCAUGUGUCACCAAGAAAGAAGAAAAGAUCGAAACCGAUGAGAAACGAGACGAUCCAACCAAGGACGAUUCCGAUGAUGGCCAAAUUAUACCUUGGCGAGCGCAAUUAAGAAAGACCAAUAGCAAACUCAAUAUCCUUGAUUAAUAUCGUCGAGCAUUACGUACGCUUUUUCCGUUUUUUCGAAAGAGACGCAUGCAUGUAAUGCGAGUAUCGCGUUUAAUCAUUAUGCGCGUGAGAGUCUAUGUACUAUGAAAUCUCUAUAAACGAAGUUUACAUGCGAAAAGGAACUAUUUCUUGCUAGUUGAAAUAUAUAAAAUGGUUCACGGAAUUUACAACACGAAGCGUGUUCAAUACUCUUUAAGACUAGCACGUACUGGUAUUAAUACUCUCUAAAAAUGAAUUAAAAGGAUAUUUUUAUAUACCGAUGAAGAGUGUUUUACAGAGAGAAUGUCCUCGCAAGUAUCUUUUCACGUGAUUAGCAUUGAAAUAUUUCGAAUAUACAUAUUUUUCUACAUAUCUUUCUUAAGAGUUUGAUGACGAAAUGGAGUAGUUUAAGAGAUAUUUCUAUCUCUAAUUUUUUUCCAUUUUUCUAAUAUCUAAAAAGAUUUAGAAAAAUUGACGACAUGAAUAGGAAAAAAUUGACUUUUGCAAACAUAUUUUACUAAAUUAUAGUUUGCAACGAAUAUUGCGAGCAUUCGAUAAAGUGCAUCGAAAAAGACGAGAAAUUUAUUUGUAAUUACGUAAGGAAUUGUCGUGUCUUGAAUUUAUGUAAAACCAAAUGCGAUAUGUGUACAUAUGAAUAAGUCUUAUCAUUUUGUUUGCAUUAUAAAACUUUAUGUAACCUUGUUA